AUGGCAGACUCCUCGAAUUCUACCCAAUGGAUUGAAGACGCUAUUUUAAAACAGCUUAUUAACUGUUUUGAUUGUAGUGAAUUUAGCGAUAGCGAAAAAAUUGGCGAUAGUAGUAAAUUUAGCCCUAUUGUAAAGUCUGAAUGGAAAAGUUGUGGGUUAACUGUAGCUCUUAAGAGUUUAAAAUUUGAUGCCGAAGAAAAGGAAGCAAAACAAUUUGUGAAAGAG
Racocetra fulgida is the source of this 225-nucleotide messenger RNA. The record is from the annotation of a GenBank genome assembly. NCBI's taxonomy places the organism in Eukaryota, Fungi, Glomeromycota, Glomeromycetes, Diversisporales, Gigasporaceae.